Molecule: messenger RNA, 2058 nt
Organism: Silurus meridionalis
Lineage: Eukaryota; Metazoa; Chordata; Actinopteri; Siluriformes; Siluridae
Gene: ucmab
Product: upper zone of growth plate and cartilage matrix associated b
Exons: 5
Coding region: 48-467 (139 amino acids)
Biological process (GO): embryonic skeletal system development; regulation of osteoblast differentiation
Cellular component (GO): extracellular matrix
Source: RefSeq, a predicted model, not a curated record
UGUAUUGCCGUGUGCUUCCCUUCUGUAGCUUGGACACAGGUCUAAAAAUGUCUUGGAUGCGCCCUGCCUCACUCGCCUGUCUGGCUCUGCUGUUUAUCCUCACCUUGUUUUUCGAGGUCGACGGUGCAAGUGUGACCGAUGGCAUAUCGAAUAAGAGAUCAGAGGGUCUUCCAGAUUGGCUACGAAGGAUUUUCAUGGACGAGAGCGACGCCACUAACUUUUUUAAACGCCGUGGCAGAAGAGCAUUGAAAUCACAAGACGAACUCGACGCUGAGCAGCGACAGAGACUGGCAGCGGAUGAAAGAAAGAGAGAAUAUAACGAGGAGCAGAGGAAUGAAUUUGAAAAUUAUGCAGAGGAAGAAAAUAAUGAGCAGGAUGAGAGAACUCAUGAGAGUACAGAGCAGUGGAGAGAGUUCCACCAUGACGGUCUCGAUCCUUCCUAUGAGUACAACCGGCACACAGUGUAAAAAAGUCAGGGUCAGAAGGAGCAUUCUUACUGCAAAAUGUGUUAAAAACAACAUCACCAGCAUGGACUCCAUGUUAUUGGACAAAAGCUCAGCAGUCCACUUUAAAGCAGAUGUUACAUAUGGUGUGGCUGCAGGUAGAAGAGAAGUAGAAGAAGGUUAUAACAUGACCUAGAAGGCCCAAGUAUUUAAAGCUAUGCAUCCAUUCUUAGCUUAAGCAAAUGUUAUUGGACAUUAUUAUAAAUGUCUUUUACAAACAUAGAUAAAAGAACCAUAUAUAGUACAUUACCUCAAUUUUUCAGAGAUAUUAUGAAGAUUUAAACAAUGCAUGGGGUUAUGCAUGCAUGCUACAUCAUUAGAACAUUGAUAACUAUUAUAAUCAAUAAGCUAUUAAUAACAUUAUUCUUACAUUACAUAAUUUCAUUAUACAGCAGAUCUGUUUCUAUAUAUGAGCUGUACACAAAUAAUAUGUGACAUUAAGGUGAAGUGAUCUUUAUUCUUUUAAGCUACAUCAGUUAAAUAAAAGCAAAAGCAAAUUUCUAAAGCCAGAUUUUUUGCCACAAAAAUAUCGACCCGAAAACUGCGCAUGGAAUGAAGAAAAACAGGGCCUCGGCAUGACACCGAGAAAAGCUGCACUUAGCUGCGAAAAUUCAAAGCACUUCUAUAAAGACUGUGAAGAAACACCUGGCAAAGGAGCAUGAGCCUUGUGUUUUCAUGUUCCACAGCAAGCACUUGCUGGAAUUUUGCAUCAAAUCACAUUUUGGUUAUUGAUAAAAGCAAAGCAAAUAUAAAGCACCAUAUAUAUUUUUAUUAUUAUUGUAGAUGAAAUGCUUAUUUAAGCAAAUGUACUUUUUCUUCACUGUGCUAAGUGAAGAUUUACAUUGAGGGACAAUUUUUUUUUUUUUUAUAUCAUGAUAUCAUUAUAAUAAUAAUAAUAAAAAAAAAAGAAUAACAAAACAUAAUAAAAAUGGUGUACAACAAUCCCGAAAACGUUCAUACAUUAAGAUAAAAAAAAAACCCCACUGUUAUAAAUAAAUACAUUCGGUGUAAUUUAUAUUUAAAAUAUACACCCUCUCUGAUAACAUUUCAUAGCAAUUAUUACUGGAAAAUGUCAAAUGUUCAAACAAAUCACAUUAAUAUACUGUUCAUCAGUACCCAUACGUACUGAAGAAAGAAAACUGUUACAAGCUGUGAUUUAAGUGCAAAUAAAAAAAAAACAUUGUGUUCUUUUCAUGUAGCACAAUGCAACACUGCUGAGCAAGUAUCAGUUCAAACACGUGACAGGCUGUACAGUAAAACGCUCUGGGAAACUGGGGCUUAGCCAUAUAAGACGGAUUAUUCAUAAUCUAAUCGUUUGAGUCAAAUUUAUUGAAAGAUUUCGGACUAAAAUACUUACAAAAAAAAAAUCAUUAUUGGCAUUUGAUUAUCUGCGCACUCACGAACCCCAAACACAAUUAAACCUUAAAAUGCAGGUAAAACCAAGAAAAUCGUUGCUAUAUACAGUCACCUAACUUGACAUUUAAACUGAGUGAAAAUGGUGCGUCAUUUCAUUUAUUACGAUACAAACCGAGGACCGGCUAAAAUAAACUACGGA